Molecule: messenger RNA, 1262 nt
Organism: Aaosphaeria arxii CBS 175.79
Lineage: Eukaryota; Fungi; Ascomycota; Dothideomycetes; Pleosporales
Product: carbohydrate-binding module family 18 protein
Exons: 4
Coding region: 487-1128 (213 amino acids)
Molecular function (GO): chitin binding
Source: RefSeq, a predicted model, not a curated record
CAGAAACUCAACCUUACCGGUACCAAUUAUAUCGCCCAACAGCCUAAUUGGGUCAAGGACUACAGGAAUUAUACAUACAAAACAUCGCUUCCCAUGGAUGAAGCAAGUCGAACUGAGCUUGGCGUUGGGUCGAACGCUUCAUGGUACUCGGGACCACAACAGUAUCGAAUGCAUUCAAAGAGCACUCAGCCUCCGAUCCUGGGCCCAUGCAUUGUCACGAAGCCUCAGACAUAUCUCCGUGCGGGGGAUUUAAAUUUUACUGCGCAUUUCAAAAGGUUCGUGUGUGGCUAGAUCGGGUUGGACCCAUGGGCCUACGCCCCUCAAAUGAAUAUAUAAAAACGUUGAGACAGUUCCAUCUAGUUGUCCUCUAUUUUCAAGUCUCUCAUUACACAUAAAGCCAGCUGUUACUCCUGCUCUACUAUAUUCCAUCGCUUUGAAUCCAAGUCUUUCGCUUCAAGAUAUCAUCACCAUCGACAAUAAUUCAUAAUGCGUUUCACUCUCGCAUCUAUCGCCGCGCUUGCAGCUGUAGCAUAUGCCCAGUGCGGACCCAACUUCGACAACAAGAUGUGCGAAGCUGGACAAUGCUGCUCUCAAUACGGUUGGUGCGGAACCACCCAAGAAUAUUGUGAUGCCGCUACCUGCAUGAAACAAUUCUCUGGAGCUCAAUCAACCUGCAACAAUGGACAACAAUCUGGCCAAAAUCCUGUCCAGGCUCCUGGUCAAGCUCCUGGUCAAAACCCUGGUCAGACCAUUGGCGAGGUUCCCAAUAUCGAUGUUUGUGGUAAUGCUCAGGGAGGGAUCAGCUGCCCCGGUGUCGGUUUGAAUGGUUACUUCUACCGAUGCUGCUCAUCUGCCGGCCACUGUGGGCCGAAGAACGAUCUUCAAGAUGAAGCCAUGUACUGUGGAACGGGCUGCCAGGCAGGAUUCGGAAAGUGCAAUAGUCAACCAAAGCCUACUCAGUCCCCUUCAAACGCCGGGACUGCACAGUCUGGAGAAACCUGCGGGCCCAUCGUGAACAAGAGGUGUGCUUCUGGCCUUUGCUGCUCAGGAUCCAAUUUCUGUGGUACUGGGCCGGAAUUCUGUGGUUCCGACAACUGGUGUCAGUCUAACUGGGGAAAUUGCUCUUAGAGUUCCCCAUUUCCUGGAGCGAAAUCGUUAGAGACAAGAGUCCCUGUGGUUGGCUAGAAAAUGUUGCAGUUUGUCUUGAGUAGCGUUUUUCCUUUCACAAAUAUUCUAUUGAACGUAGACGUAGAGAACCAUGU